AUGGCUCGCCCUCGCAUUACCGUCCUCGGCUCUCUCAACAUUGACCUUGUCUCCUACGUACCUCACCACCCGCUACCAGGCGAGACUCUUACGGCAAACCACUUCAAUGUAUCCCCAGGCGGAAAAGGCGCCAACCAGGCCGUGGCAUGUGGCAAACUCUCCCGCACAUCUAAUCUCGCCGACCCUUCGGCCGAUAUCCUGAUGGUUGGCGCCGUAGGCUCUGAUGCCUAUGGCUCCCAGCUUCGCGAAAGCUUGACAUCCUUUGGAGUCGACACUACUGGUGUUGCUGUCCGCGAGGACGGCAAGACUGGUAUUGCUAUUAUUGUCGUUGACGAGCCGUCUGGCCAGAACAGAAUCAUCCUAUCCCCCGAAUCCAACCACAGCUUGCUGCCCACCGAGUUCUCUACCCUCCCCGAACCGCGACCUGACCUGCUCAUUAUGCAGCUAGAAAUUCCUUUCGAUACAGUUAUGCAAGCUCUGUCCGCUGCUCGGGAUACUGGAGUGCCGGUGCUAUUGAACCCUGCCCCAGCGCAACCUCUACCCGAACAUGCCUACAAGGGCCUCGCCCACUUGGUCGUGAACGAGACUGAGGCAGCUAUCCUCUCGGGAUGCCCAGAAUCUGACCUUGACGAUUUAGCCGGACUCAACAAAGUAGGAAAGAUCUUCCUCGAGAGAGGUGUCAAAAACGUUGUCAUUACCUUGGGCGGACGCGGUGUCUACUUUGCCACAAGCGAUGGAAAGAGUGCUCUGAUCCCAGCUCUCAAGGCGAAUGUCGUGGAUACUACUGCUGCAGGAGAUACAUUUGUUGGAUCUUAUGCCCUGUCUGUCGUAGAGGCAGACGGCCAGAAAUUUGAUAUUGAGUCGGCUCUCAAGUCAGCUACGGCUGCUUCUGCAAUUACAGUGUCUCGUAGAGGAGCACAGGUAUCCAUUCCUUGGAAGGACGAGUUGCAGUAA
Messenger RNA from [Torrubiella] hemipterigena, 954 nucleotides. Lineage: Eukaryota; Fungi; Ascomycota; Sordariomycetes; Hypocreales; Clavicipitaceae. The record is from the annotation of a GenBank genome assembly.